AUGACUCAUUCUCUCUCUCUCUCUAUCUAUCUCUCUCUCUCUCUAACCCAUUUAUUUCCCUUAUCCGUUCAAUUAUUCAUUUCUUUCUUUCUUUCUUUCUUUCUUUCUUUCUUUCUUUCUUUCUUUCCAUUAUUAAUUUUUCUUUCACCCACUCCCUUUAUUUCUCUUAACACUUCGCAACUUGCUUCCUUCAUUGCUUUCCUUUUUUUUCUUUCUCUAUUUCUCUCUCUCUUUCUUUCUUUCUUUCUUUUUUCUUUCUUUCUUUCUUCCAAGCCCUUCAUUUCUUUCAUUACAUUUAUUAUUCUCCUCAUCUCCUUCUUUAAUGCCUUCUAUUUCGCAAAUUCCUUCCUUCAUUUCUUUCUUUCUUUCUUUCUUUCUUUUUCUUACUUUCUUUCUUUCUUUUUCUUUCAUUCUUUUUUCUUUCUUUCAUUCUUUCUUUUUCCUUUCUUUCUUUCUUUCUGUUUUCUUUCUUUUUCUUUCUUUCUCUUUCUUGCUUUCAUUCUUUCUUUUUCUUUCUUUCUCUUUCUUGCUUUCAUUUUUUCUUUCUCUUUUCUUCCUUUCUUUUUUUCUUACUUUUUUCUUUCUUUCUUUCUUUCUUUUUUCAGAAUAGCAGGUGCUGAACUCAUUUGUAUUUUCUGA
Acanthosepion pharaonis is the source of this 639-nucleotide messenger RNA. NCBI's taxonomy places the organism in Eukaryota, Metazoa, Mollusca, Cephalopoda, Sepiida, Sepiidae. The record is from the annotation of a GenBank genome assembly.